GGGUGGCAUCCUUUGGACCGGGUGGCAACCUUUGGGCCAAAACAGUGUUUCGCGAGCAGUACGGCCGAGUGCAGCGCGACUUGCAGUAGAGAAGAAAAAUUAAAAGAAGUAAAUUUACAAAGAAAAGCUUCUGCGGCAGCAUAAAAAUCCAAUAUAAAAUAGUAAAGUUAUUUGUGUAUGAAACAGAAAAUGGCCCAAAGGAAUGGUUAGAAACAAAAGAGGAGUUUUUGCGGCACAGGAAAAUUAACAACAACAAGAAAGGAAAAGAACAAGACGCUGCUGCGGCCACUCCUUUUGUGCCCGUUGUCUCGUUCCAGAAAAAUGUGUGCGUGUGAGUGCUUCCGUGUGUGUUGUAAUUGAAAAAUUGUGAUUAGUGCAUAAAUUAAAAAGUAGUAGAUAUAAUUGCAUUAAUUAAACAAGUGAGUAGGCAAUAAAAAGUGAAAAUUCUACGCUGCGUACAAAAAUGGGAAAGAGGUUUUUAUUGUGUCUGCAAAAGCUCAAGCAAACUUAACUAGAGAGAUAAGCGAACGAACGUUAAACAUAGACACGCAUACAUACAUACAAGCACAUACACGAACACACGCAUAUAGCGAGUACAGCGUGCGUGUGUGUGUUUAUGACUCACGGCUGGCCCUGUGAGUAGUGAGUGAGCGCGCGAGAGAGCGAGAGUAAGAAGGUGCAAGAGUAAGAGUGUGUGCGAAAGAGAUAGAGUUGCAGAGCUCUACCUACGGCAACAAACACAUAACAAAAAUAAAAACAACAACAACAAAUCCGCUGCCGCGCUUCAAUAGAAUUUCCCAAGUUGAGCGCGACUAAUCGCAUUUGAAGAAAAUUCCAAAGUACGAAGCAGAGAAACAAAGAAUAAAGAUUGUAAAAAAAGGAGAAAGGGAAUAGGGGAAAGGAAAACAAAAUAUUACGAACAUGAGUUUCGCCAAAUGGUUCAAGAAGAAGGAGCAAAUCUCCGAGAUCGGUGCACCGACAAAUUUCAAGCGACACCUUCAUGUAUCCCUGAAUAAUGAGACGGGCGAUCUGGAAGGACUGCCCCCACCAUGGGUGCGUCUGAUGAACACACAAAUCACAAGGGAUGAGCAGGACAAGAAUCCGGAUGCGGCAUAUCAUGCGGUCAAAUAUUACAAUUACUCCAUCAAGAAGAAGGAGCAGGAGGUGUUCAAGCCCUUCAUUACCGAGGAUGUGAUACACGAGGAGUCCAAAGAGAUAGAAAACUAUGUCCACUACAAGAACAAGCACAAAUCCCAGGACAUUGACAAGUCCGAUGACGAUGGCAGCGGCAGCGGGAGUGGCAGUUCAACGGCCACCGAGAGCAGCAGCGGAUGUGGCAGCUCCACGGCGAACAGCAACAGCAGCAGCCUCAACGACAGCAGCCAACAGACGGUGAUACCGCUGGAUGCCCUCAAUGAGGUCAUCAAGGAGCUGGAAUCGAAUUUGGGCCGUGAAACGCUCAAGCCAAUUAAACACAACAACGGCGUCAGCGGUGGCGGCGUCGGUUUGGAGCCGCCACCUGUGCCGCCCAAGAAAUCGUCAAAUCAAAUGCCGCCCAAGCCACAGAUAAAGCCAAAGCCACGUAGCGUUACACAGCAAAAGUUCCGGGGUGUCUCGGAUCUGAGGAGCACCGAUGGCGAUGAUGACUCCAGCACGGGUCACAAAGUCAACACAGAUACCAUCAUCAUUAAGCCAGCGUUGUCGGGUAAUGCCAUUGCCAAUGAUGACAGCAAUGAUCCCGAUGCACCCGAGGAGACGAUACUGCGGCGUUCCAAGGAGAAGCGGACACAGAAAACCGACGAGCAGAUCUAUGAUGAACUGCGGGCCAUUUGCAAUCCGGAAGAUCCACGGGAACGAUACAAGACCACCCAGGAGGUGGGCAAAGGUGCCUCCGGUAUUGUGUUCAUUGCCGGCGACAAUCAGUCGGAAUCCCAGGUGGCUAUCAAAACGAUCGAGAUGAAGAAUCAAUCAUCCAAAGAUCUCAUUCUCACCGAAAUACGCGUCCUCAAGGAUUUCAAUCAUAAGAAUUUGGUGAAUUUCCUCGAUGCGUAUCUGCUGGAGCCCGAGGAUCAGCUCUGGGUGGUCAUGGAGUACAUGGACGGUGGUCCCCUCACCGAUGUCGUCACCGAAACGGUGAUGAAGGAACGACAAAUCGCCUGCGUCUGCCGUGAGGUUCUAUACGCCAUCAGUUUCCUCCAUGCCAAGGGCAUCAUUCAUCGGGACAUCAAGUCGGAUAAUGUGCUCCUUGGCAUGGAUGGUUGUGUUAAGGUCACCGACUUUGGAUUCUGUGCCAACAUCGAGGGCGACGAGAAACGCCAGACAAUGGUGGGCACGCCCUAUUGGAUGGCGCCCGAGGUUGUCACCCGCAAGAAGUACGGCAAAAAGGUGGACAUCUGGUCCAUUGGCAUAAUGGCCAUUGAGAUGAUCGAGGGCCAACCUCCGUAUCUAUAUGAGACGCCUCUGCGUGCCCUCUAUCUGAUUGCGGCCAAUGGACGGCCAGAUAUAAAGAGUUGGGACAAACUGAGUCCCAGUCUGCAGGACUUUCUCGAUCGCUGUCUGCAGGUCGAGGUCGACCGACGUGCCACCGCCGAUGAGCUACUCAAGCAUCCGUUCCUCGACGACUGCAGCGAGGUCAAGGCCCUGGUGCCCAACAUCAAGGCCGCCAAGAAGGUGCUCCGUCGCAAUGUAUAGUUAAUGUGCAAUCAACAUCAUCGAGCGGCCAAAAUGCUCUAUGCGUGAUGUGAAUCCCCUGUACCCUUCCAUCCCCCUUCCACUCCCCCUCCUAGUUAUUGUAUGUAUAUUGAAAAUGGAGUAUUUCCCUCCAAUCUGUGUAAAUUAUAACUGGAACAAAAUGCUGAUUAGUCUUGCAUCAUUAUAAACAACAACAAUGCAAACAACAACAAACGUAACAACAAGUCGUGGGAUAAUUAACAACAAAUCCGUCUCAUCUAUUGUUGUUCAUCGCGGGCCGAUAACAUCGUUACUUGCACAAGGCGCAGUGAAAUGUGACCAGAGCUAAUCACAAACAACUACUAUGUACACAAACAAAAGGAAAAGGAGAAUGCAGAAGGUGGACUGCAGUGACGUCGCAGCAGCAACAACAACGAGAACAACAACAACAACGAGAACAACAAGAACAGAAGCAGAUCACAUAAACGUUUGUUUUGUGUGUAGAUUAGGAAGCGAUCUACAGUUGCUGUACUGUAUUGCUUACUAUUUUUUUUAUUUUGCCUGAGACAUACGAUAUAUAUACAUACAUUUUGAAUACUUAUAAAUAUAUAAGUAUACGACUGGCUGAGAGUGCCCACUGUGUAUACCUUAGCGGUAUAUACUCUUACAAUACGAUUUAAAUUACAAUUACGAUUAUGAUAACGAUAACGGUAACAUACAAUAGUUUAAUUAUGUUUCAUCGCAUGUGUUUUGCCAGUUAGGAUACAAAUACGGACACAUACAUACACACACAUAUGAUAUAAAUAUUGUAUUGUUAAGUGAACAUUAGAUGGAUAAAUGUUUUCAUAGUCUAUAUACAUAUACAUAAAUGUGAUUUAAGCGAUUUUAUCAAAGCUGCAUUAUGCAAUUCUACAUAAAAUUCGUCGUAGUCUCUAAGUGCAACUAAAAAAAAAAAAACAAAAACAAAAUAAAUAUGCAAUACUUGUUGUAAAUUACCAAAAAAAAAAAAAAAAAA
Drosophila innubila is the source of this 3685-nucleotide messenger RNA. RefSeq names its product serine/threonine-protein kinase PAK 2 (gene Pak3). Gene Ontology annotation, molecular function: protein serine/threonine kinase activity; ATP binding. The record is from RefSeq and is a predicted model, not a curated record. The transcript has 2 exons. Gene Ontology annotation, cellular component: cytoplasm. Bases 922 to 2691 code for a protein of 589 amino acids. Gene Ontology annotation, biological process: regulation of axonogenesis; intracellular signal transduction; regulation of MAPK cascade. NCBI's taxonomy places the organism in Eukaryota, Metazoa, Arthropoda, Insecta, Diptera, Drosophilidae.